GCCGGAAAUGUCUUCGCUGGUAGACAGAUUUACGCGAACCCCUACUAUGCUUCUGAGAUUGCCGCCGCAAUUCCGUCUCUCCCAAGCAGCCUUCAAGCUAAGGCAAGUGCUGUUGCAAAGAUCGGUACCUUUGUUUGGCUUGAUACGGCCGCGAAAGUCCCUACUAUGGAUACAUACCUCAGCAACAUCGAGAAGCUGAAUGCCGCUGGUUCCGUUCCCGAGACCAUUGGUGCAUUCGUGGUCUACGAUUUACCCAAUCGUGAUUGCGCUGCUCUCGCCUCCAACGGAGAGUUGACCGUCGCAAAUGAUGGUCUUACCAAGUACAAGGCCUAUAUCGACUCAAUUGCCGCCAUCGUCAAGAAGCAUUCCUCGACAAAGAUUGCGCUUGUUAUCGAGCCAGACAGUCUCGGAAACCUUGUAACCAACGCAAACGUUGCUAAAUGCCAGGAGGCUCACGAUGAUUACAUCAGUGGUGUCGAAUAUGCAAUCAAGACUCUGAACUUUGACAACGUCGCCAUGUACCUCGAUGGAGGACACGGCGGUUGGCUUGGAUGGCCUGCCAACAUCGGUCCAGCUGCUGAUCUUUUCGCAAGCAUUUAUACAGCUGCAGGCAAGCCGAAAGCUGUUCGAGGUAUUGCCACUGAUGUCUCCAACUACAAUGCCUAUCAGCUUGCCACAGCUCCUUCAUACACACAGAGCAACCCCAACUUUGAUGAGCAGCGCUACGUCAACGCUCUUGCUCCUCUCCUGACAGCUCAAGGUUUCCCAGCACACUUCAUUAUCGAUCAAGGCCGCUCGGGUGUUCAACCUACAUCGCAAUUGCAGCAGGGAGAUUGGUGCAACGUCAUCAACACUGGCUUCGGUAUCCGCCCUACUACAAACACUGACGACCCGCUUGUGGACGCCAUCGUCUGGGUCAAGCCCGGUGGUGAAUCUGACGGAACUUCGGACUCAACUUCUCCCAGAUACGAUGCCCACUGUGGAUAUGCUGAUGCUUUGAAGCCUGCCCCCGAGGCUGGUACUUGGUUCCAGGCAUACUUUGAACAGCUGCUCAAGAACGCAAACCCUGCUUUGUGA
Aureobasidium melanogenum CBS 110374 is the source of this 1077-nucleotide messenger RNA. Its product is annotated as cellobiohydrolase II. The transcript has 4 exons. Gene Ontology annotation, molecular function: hydrolase activity, hydrolyzing O-glycosyl compounds. The annotation marks the transcript as partial. The record is from RefSeq and is a predicted model, not a curated record. Gene Ontology annotation, biological process: cellulose catabolic process. NCBI's taxonomy places the organism in Eukaryota, Fungi, Ascomycota, Dothideomycetes, Dothideales, Saccotheciaceae.